ACUCAUUAUGCCAGGCAUCCACUAAGUGCUUGACCCACUUUAUCUCAUGUAAUCCUUAAAACAACCUAGGGGACGGGAGUUAUCAUCAUCUCCAUUUUGUAGGGAAAAGCAUGGCAGAGCCUAGACUAACAAAAGAGUUUUUAUCCUUGGCUAUGAGAAGCCAGGUAAGAAAACGAAAAGGUCCUUCUCAAACAGGGACGGUGGGAUAGGAAAGACUUGGAUUUUGGAGAAUGAGAGAUGAAGGCAAACUUUGUUUCUAAGAAUAGGCCUCCUAAGUGUUUGAGCCAAAAACUUCAUAAACACAAAAACACCUCUGAGAUCCUAUUCUGUCUAAAGGGCCACGACUUAGAUGGAAGGUACCUUGUCAAGUAAGUCUAACUCCUGUGUAGGAACCGUGUCCUUUGUCUUAUCACUGUCUACCCAGAUUCUGGCACUCUGCCCGGCAAAUAGUGCGUGCUCAAACUGUUGUUGAAUGAGAGAAUUUUCACCUUGUCAUUCAACAUUCACUGGAACCUGGGGCAAUGCAUUCCGUUUCCCCUCCCCCACACCCACACUUCAGUUUCCCUAUCUUUACAUUAGAGCAGGCUGGAGCUCAUUAACUCAUUAUAUAUUAAGGUGAAUAUGCCAUUACACAGGAAAAUUACCUAGGGCAAAGGUAGGGAGACUUUAGUGGCUAAGGGGAGUGUCUCUACCGGCCCGGGGUGGGCACUCGUUUUUUUUUUUUUUUUGAUACGCUGAGUCUUAUCGUUUGGCAAUCUAUGCAGAAAAGGGCAGAAGACUGGUUUCAAAUUCCUUAAGACAGGUUCCUUCACCAUCUAAAGGCACUGGAGUUCUUGAUACGGAAAUGCUCCCAUAGAGAUGUCUUCGUCCAGGACACCGCCCUUAAAAUUAGACAGAGGAAGACUCCCUUCUCCUUGAAGGUGCUUGACAAGCCUUGUCCCCAAAGGGGGUGGAGGUAGAGAAAGAAUGCGCCCACACCUCGCACGUCUGCCCGAGUACAGACUGGCAAGCGGCAGAGGCGCGCAGACCUCUUGUCAUUUUUUCAUUUUUCUUUCCACUGGGUGCGCUGUCCCUUUAAAUGGGGACGCUGGUGCUGGCUCCGUAACACGGGAGCCGGCAGCUUGUUGAUUUCAGAGCUGGUGAAUUUCACAUUGUUUCCACUUCACUUUCCUCGCCAGGGGGGAGGCUCCGGUUGGCGCUACGACCGCUGUCGCCGCUGUCAGCGAGGGCCAGGGGAGGGCAAGGACCUGCAGCAUCGGGACCGGCGUGGGGGCGCAGGCGAGGGUGUCGGGGCCACACACGCACCCUCGCUGCAGUCCAGCUCCUCCCGAAGCCGGGACGCCCGGAGCCGGGACCGCCCGCCUAGACGCCAGCCCGCCCGCGGCCCGGGGCCACAGCCAGGGAACCGGCGAGGGGAGGAGGCCCAGGGGGGCGGGGUGGGGGGCGGGGGUGGGUGCUGCCGCCGCCGCGGAGCUGCUACUCGGCGCGUUUUGCAUGAAGAUGGCGGCUCCCACCGCCAGCAAGGCAGCCUCCCUGGGCUGUAACAACAAGCCUACGUUCCCGGAGCUGGAUUUCAGGUCGGGAGCCCGGGUGGAGGAAUUGAACAAACUCAUCCAAGAAUUCACGAAGCACGACCAGCGGGAAUACGACGACCAGAGAGCGCUGGAGAUUCACACAGCCAAGGAUUUCAUCUUUUCCAUGCUGGGAAUGGUGCAAAAGCUGGACCAAAAACUUCCAGUGGCCAAUGAGUACCUGUUGCUCUCUGGAGGAGUCCGGGAAGGCGUGGUGGACCUGGACUUAGAUGAGCUUAAUGUCUAUGCCCGGGGGACCGACUAUGAUAUGGACUUUACCCUUCUGGUGCCAGCCCUUAAGCUACAUGACCGUAAUCAGCCUGUGACACUUGAUAUGCGCCACUCAGCCUUGUGUCACUCUUGGCUGAGCCUUAGGCUCUUUGAUGAGGGGACGAUCAGUAAAUGGAAAGACUGCUGCACGAUUGUAGAUCACAUCAAUGGUGCCACCAACUACUUCUUCUCCCCAACCAAAGUGGCUGACUGGUUCUAUGACUCCAUCAGCAUUGUCCUAUCAGAGAUACAGAAGAAACCCCAGCGAGGGAUGCCAAAGGUGGAAAAGGUAGAAAAGAAUGGGACCAUCAUCUCCAUCAUUCUGGGUGUGGGGAGCAGUCGCAUGUUGUACGAUAUUGUCCCUGUGGUGUCUUUUAAAGGUUGGCCCGCAGUGGCUCAGAGCUGGCUCAUGGAGAACCACUUUUGGGAUGGGAAGAUCACCGAGGAAGAGGUCAUCAGUGGGUUUUACUUGGUGCCUGCUUGCUCCUACAAGGGUAAGAAGGACAACGAAUGGCGGCUGUCCUUUGCCAGGAGCGAGGUGCAGUUGAAGAAGUGCAUCUCUAGCAGCCUCAUGCAGGCCUACCAGGCCUGCAAAGCCAUCAUCAUUAAACUCCUGUCCCGGCCUAAGGCUAUCAGUCCCUAUCACCUGCGCAGCAUGAUGCUCUGGGCCUGUGACAGACUUCCUGCCAACUACUUGGCUCAAGAAGACUAUGCAGCCCACUUUUUGCUGGGCCUCAUCGAUGACCUUCAGCACUGUCUGGUCAAUAAGAUGUGCCCCAAUUAUUUCAUCCCUCAGUGCAACAUGCUGGAGCACCUGUCAGAGGAGACGGUCAUGCUCCACGCGCGGAAGCUCUCCUCGGUCCGCUCAGACCCGGCCGAGCACUUGCGCACCGCCAUUGAGCACGUCAAGGCAGCCAACAGGCUGACGCUGGAGCUCCAGAGGCGAGGGAGCACCACCAGCAUCCCCUCCCCGCAGUCCGACGGAGGGGACCCCAACCAGCCUGACGACCGUUUGGCCAAAAAACUGCAGCAGCUAGUGACUGAGAACCCGGGGAAGUCCAUCUCUGUCUUUAUUAACCCUGAUGAUGUCACAAGGCCUCAUUUCAGAAUUGAUGAUAAAUUUUUCUGAGCGUUUUACUGCCUUUUGUUUUUUUCCUGGUUCUGAAACUCUCAUAAAGUCUCGUGUGGUUUGUGAUGCUGUCUUUCCGUUUUUUACGUAUCCAGCCUAGAUUGGAUCUGUUAAGAACACCUUUUCAGUUUCCUGGUUCUGCAGGCUCUGAAACAGUAUAUUACUAUUUCAUAUUCUGCCUCUGGUUUUGUCGUUUACUUUUUGUAGUUAUUGUCGCAUAGUUUGUUUUUGUUUUUGUUUUUGCUUUUUAAGGAGAACUUGAGCCAUAGAUGGAAAUGCCCAUGAAUUCUCUUCUUUUUUUCUGUUUCAUACUUUGUGCAAAUUUGUUAAUGGGGAUCGGGAAAUGAGUCUCUGACACUUCAAGAUUCUACUGUUUUUUGUUUUGUUUUUGUCCUUAUUUUUGUAGUGAGCUGUCAUCACUACAGAUAUUUGAGAAUCAUCUGAACCUAAGAACUACCUGGUAUGUUAGCUGGAUUUCUUUCUUUUGACCAGUGCCCAGAGCAUUUUUACCCCUUUCCACCAAACAACGUAGACUUUGAAAGUCAUAAUGCUACAAACUGUGUUUUGGAGUAACUUCAUUGAAUAUAAUUGUCCUCAACUCAGAACUUCAGAUGGUUUGGACGGUGCGUUUGACAACUUUCCAAACAGAAUUAAGGUUUCCAAAUGGUAGUUUUAGCGUGUGUAAUGAUUUGAAGCCUUAUUUAAAUCCUAUUAAAGAACAUACCAUUAUAAUUGUUAUUUGCACUAAUGAAAUCUUUGCCAUUGUCAGAGUUCCAAUGUAUGUGUUUCAAUAUAAAUUGACAUCCACUGUUGAAAUGUUGUCAUUUUUUCAUUUAGCCCAUUUCUCUCAAUCAAUAGAAUGAUUCUUUGCACUUGUUUAGUUCUCCUUUAAUUGUGGGGUCCUGUUUUGCCCUCUUAGAUAUUCCUGGUUCCUGUUUUACUGAGAGAAGUUUUUUAAGCUUUAAACCUGCUAAGUGACUUCAUCAGAAGCUGGGGAAAAUAUAUACUUGAUAGAGUAGGUGUGUUUGUGUGUAUUUCUUUUGGGGUUAUAGAAGUAAGCUUUUUUGUAAAGUCUCUUUGCGUCUACUGAGAGUUUUGAGGAAAACUGGCAGGAAGAACUUAGAAUCGCCCAAUGGAAGAUACCAUGCCUGUUCAAAGGCAGGUUUUGCUAUAGAGCAGGAACCAGAACUAUCUGUGGAUGGGCCUUGGUGUGGAUCUGUCCUGUCUUCAUGAAUGAAUUUACUUGCCAGGCUUAGGUGCCACCAGGCAUUGGCUCCCUGUUUUGGUACAGACUCAUGGCAAACUGUGGUGUUUGAGAGAUCGGGGGCCUGCCGAUAACUCAAAUGAUGCCCAUGAUGUCUACUAUUGGAAAGGUCAAGCAACAUUUUGAUUUGGAUCUUGAAUGUCCAGACUCACAGGUUGGAUUUUGGCCAAUUGAAAUCAGGCAUAUGCGAUCUUGGGUUAUUGCAUGGGAAUUAAUGUAAUGCUUAUAAAUGAAAAUGAAAUCAUUCAACCAUCUUAAGUCAAACACAAAAAUAAUAAUAAAAGAAACAUACUGGC
This is a messenger RNA of Equus quagga, 4530 nucleotides long. RefSeq names its product Mab-21 domain containing 2 (gene MB21D2). The record is from RefSeq and is a predicted model, not a curated record. The transcript is spliced from 2 exons. NCBI's taxonomy places the organism in Eukaryota, Metazoa, Chordata, Mammalia, Perissodactyla, Equidae. The coding region runs from base 1495 to 2970 and encodes 491 amino acids.